CGAAAAAUGAACUUGAAACUGUUGCUUGCGGUAGUAGUUUUCCCCGUCUUCUUCUACGAAUCCACUGCAUUUGGUUGGGCUCUACUUAGAGGCUUAAGAGACAUUUUUUGUGGCCCAAUGGCGACAACAACAACGACAACAACUCCACCGCAAAUCUUCAAUUUGACGCAAAACGCCACGGGCGCCUUGGGAUUUAUUGUGCGUGCUUUGUCCGAUGCAAGCAGCGGAUCUCCAGUGAUAUAUGCACCCAUUUUCAACUGGGCGCAAGUGCCGGCGAACGAGACGAGUUCUUGAUAAGGCUAUAUAUUUUUGCAUUUUUGAAAGUAAUUUUUUUAAUGAAGUGUUAAUUGCCUAAUUGAGCCAUAAUUGUACACUUUCCUAUUUUACAAACAUUUUCAUUAUUUGUGCGGAUAAUUAAGGUCAUGAGUUGAGGCUUG
Molecule: messenger RNA, 437 nt
Organism: Bactrocera tryoni
Lineage: Eukaryota; Metazoa; Arthropoda; Insecta; Diptera; Tephritidae
Exons: 2
Coding region: 7-294 (95 amino acids)
Source: RefSeq, a predicted model, not a curated record